Molecule: messenger RNA, 1977 nt
Organism: Parascedosporium putredinis
Lineage: Eukaryota; Fungi; Ascomycota; Sordariomycetes; Microascales; Microascaceae
Source: the annotation of a GenBank genome assembly
AUGGCCGACAAGGAUGAUUGGUCCACUGACGCCAAUGAGGCGAUCAAGAUGAGCCUUUGGCGACCGUCCAACGACGGUCCACAGCCUCUGGGCGCCCCAUUCUAUCCUCGCUAUACCUACUCUGUCUUUGGAGAUGAGCAACAGAUUUUUGGAUACAAAGAUCUUGAAAUCCAGCUAAAAUUUCGGUCGAAUGACAUGCGCCCUUUCUUCCAACUCAAGUACAAGAGUCGAUUCGAGGCCAUUGGCGAAACAGAACCUACCGAUAUCAAGGAGGAGCUGCAGCAGCACCUCCCACCCGUUGCUUUUGGCUCAGAGGCAGACUGGGUGGAGAGCGCGAAGCAGUCAUCAUUAGUAACCUCGUGGACGCCGCCUGGCGAACUUUAUACCACCAUCACCGAGAGCAGUGGCACGUACGAGGUUUGGAAGGGCACCUUGGCAGACCCCGCCAUCAUGCAGCUUAUCAAACGAAUGCAAAUCCUUGUUUUGCUCUUUAUUGAAGGCGGGUCAAAUAUCAUCGACCCCGAUUCCGAUGAAGCCGAUGAUCGCUGGACCGUCUGGUUCCUAUACAAGAAAGAGAGGAGCGAAUAUCGCUUUGUCGGUUACUCGACGGUGUACCGGUUCUACUUUUUCGACAAGAAGGCCAUCACCACGCGCACACCUUCUGACCCGUAUGAAAUCCCGGAGGGUAACUUCGAUCUCGCCCAGCACGAUUCCCGUGUUCGAUUGUCGCAGUUUCUGAUUUUGCCGCCUUACCAAAACGAUGGCAACGGGUCCCGCCUUUACCAGACCAUUUUCAACCACUACUAUACCCACCCGCAAACAAGGCAAUUCACCGUUGAGGACCCUAAUGAAGCAUUCGAUGAUCUCCGGGACGUAUGUGACUUGGAGUUUCUCCAAACGUUGCCCGAAUUCACGAGCCUAGCCUUCAAGUCUGGCGUCACUGUUCCUAGGGAGGGCCAGCUUCCAGAACUUAUUGAUAGGAAAGCCAUUGAGACUGCCCGAGAAAAGUCCAAGAUUGUGCCGCGUCAGUUCAUGCGCUGCUUAGAAAUGUAUCUCAUGUCUAGACUUCCCGAGUCCGUUCGCCCCAGCCUGGAUCUGGAAGACACGCAAAGCCAGAAGCGGGUCGUCAAGCCAGCCGAGCGACAACAAUACCAUCUAUGGGAACUCUUUAUCAAGUCCCGCCUUCUCAUCCACAACAGGGAUGCGCUCGCGGAGAUGGAUCUUCCCGAAAGACUCGAAAGACUGGAUAGGACCUUUGAGGGCGUCAAGACGGGACAUGCCAACAUCUGGCACAAAUUUGAACGUUUCCAUUCGCGUGGUAAAACCGCAGGUCUCUCUUCACUUGUUCUCAUCCCUCCUCAAGAAACCGAAGACCACGCCUCUGCAACGCUCGUAUUGAAAAUGGCAGACCCUUUCGAGGUGCGCAUGCGCUUUACAAAACAGCUGCAGCAGCUGAACGCGUCCGUGACUGCGACGCAGAAGGCCGCACAGUAUGCCCUCAAGUAUAAGGAUAUGGAUGAGGACCUUCACUCAUGCAUCGUCGAGCAGCUCGAGCAGAAUCGAAAUAUGAAUACACGCGCCAACAUCAUGUACUUCAUUGAGCAGUUUUUGCAGUUGGCGAGCAAGGACGGCCACACUAACUACGUGCGGAUGAUGCAACGGGAUAUCAUCCGAGUAGUGGAUGCCGUGGCGCCCGACGACGGCACUGGAUCAGCGAAUGUCCAGGUAGUUAGACGACCGGCGACCUUUGAGGAUGUUCGCCAGAUUGAAAGGCGGAUAGAGGAGGACAGAGAGCGCCACAAGAGACUCAGGGAAACAAUGUGGGCUGUCCCGACGGGACCGGAAGAUAAGCCCGAAUGGGAGAAAUUGUGGGAAGAGACUAGCGAUUGGGGAUCUGACGACGAUCUGAUGGCCAAGGAAGAGCGUGAGAUGCGCGGUAGGGAGUGGUCGUCGUACUGCUCUCAUUAUGCAAGCUGA